This is a messenger RNA of Colletotrichum godetiae, 852 nucleotides long. RefSeq lists its product as uncharacterized. NCBI's taxonomy places the organism in Eukaryota, Fungi, Ascomycota, Sordariomycetes, Glomerellales, Glomerellaceae. Bases 1 to 852 code for a protein of 283 amino acids. The transcript has 3 exons. The record is from RefSeq and is a predicted model, not a curated record.
AUGACCGGACUACGCUCCGAUCGCAUCUGGCUCGGGAGACGGCGCGAGCGACUCUUCCCUUUCCGCCUCGACAUGCAGGAAAUCGCAUCGGACGGUCUGCUUAUCCCUCGGCAUCCCACCGCAUCUCACCUCGCCUCGCAGUCGCAGUCGCACAGAGGCAGUCAGUUGCUUGGCCCAUGUGGCCACCGCUCUGCCAGACCCCAGCCUAUUGACGCUUCUCAACAGCCACAUUCGGCCGUCGCUGCAGCCGUGGGUCGAAGCUUCUGGGGGCUACUGCAGCCACUGCAUACUCUCUGCAUGCACCCGGCCGUGAUCCCUUCUAUUUGCGCCCCCAGUAUAUCUGUACAGUACAGACUACAGGCUGGUGGCCACCAAGACCAAGACCUACACCUCGACCAAGACCAUUCAGAAGACCAGCAGAGGGCAUACACUGCAAGCUGGAUGCAUAACCACAGCCAGACCGAGCCACGUUCGUUGUCGAGGCCCACAUACCAAGCCGCGCCGUUACUGGCGACUGCAAGGUGCCGUGAGGUCAGGAAGGCAGGCGGUCAGCCGCCCAUCACCCGUCCUCGACCUUGUCGUCCUCGUUCUACACUAGUCUUCCACCACACAACGGUGCCCGUAUCCAUGUCGGUACGUGGAAGCAGCAGCUCAGGUACCUUGCACAACCGGCCUAACGCCGACAAAUGGGAAGCUAGAACGCCCUACCUGACCUUGACUGCUGAUGCUUCUGCGUCGGCUGCCGCUGCUACUUGCUCAUCUACUGCUACGCUACGGCUAAGCUACGCUGCGCUACCCCCAAAGCUCCUCGGGAGCCAGUGCUACUGUCCCGCGGGGCUAACAGAGAGGUAG